AUGAACCCAGGAUUGGAUUUCAAAAUUCAUGAGGCUGCUCAAAGUAGUUUGAAACAUGCCCAUCACCUGUUUGGUUGUGUAUCUGAGAAUAAACAAAAGAGAAGUGUUCAAGAAGUAAGCUUGAUUGCUCAAGAUGCAGUGGAAGAAUUCAGAAAACUACUUGCUCUCCUUGAUGGAUCAUUGUUAUCAAACCAGAAGAGGAUCAGAAGAGGUCCUUUGCCAAAAUCCCAUGACAUAAACCAGGUUGAACUGUUGGACUCUCCUAACCCUUCAUCCCAAAAUACUACACACAAUUGGCCUCAGCCUCAUACCCUGCCCCAGCCUCGGAAUUGCUUGGUUAGACAGUUUUUUAGUGCUGUUCAUCAAAGUGAUCAAGCAACUGCAAAUGUGAUCCACAGUAAUAGCUUUAGCAUGGCUAGAGAGAAAAAACCAAACCCGGCAUUGCAGCAAGGGCAAUCUGAAGCCGGUGUGGUUCUUCCUAAUAAUUUAAUCAUGGGGUUGAACCAAUUCUCACAAAAGCCUACUAGCACUUCUUUGAUCAGUAUGGAUGGAAGUAGCCUUAACACGCGGAUGAUUCACUAUUCGUCAUCUGAACUCUUGGCUUCUCGAGAUUGUACCUCUAUGUUUUCUUCCAAAAGGAAGUGUGGGGUGAAAAGUGAAGAAGCCACUCCAAGAUGCCUAGUCUCUGCUGGUGGAUGCCAUUGCUCAAAGCGAAGGAAACUUAGAAUAAAGAGAAGAAUCCGAGUUCCGGCUUUAAGCAAUAAGCUAGCUGAUAUACCUCCUGAUGACUAUACCUGGAGGAAGUAUGGGCAGAAACCUAUUAAAGGGUCUCCAUAUCCUAGGAGUUAUUACAAAUGCAGCAGUGUGAGGGGAUGCCCUGCAAGAAAACAUGUCGAACGGUGCUUGGAAGAUCCUACCAUGUUGGUUGUUACAUAUGAAGGCGACCAUCAACACCCCAAGAUUACAUUUCAAGCACCUACAGUUGCGAUUUAA
Prunus armeniaca (apricot) is the source of this 993-nucleotide messenger RNA. The record is from the annotation of a GenBank genome assembly. NCBI's taxonomy places the organism in Eukaryota, Viridiplantae, Streptophyta, Magnoliopsida, Rosales, Rosaceae.